AUGUGGGCACAAUGUCGGCGAGCGAUCUCCGACUUUACUCUAAACUCUGCCAUAUACUGCUCCAUUGCGCUGGGCAUACUGCCUUAUGGUUACAAUAGACCACGUCGGGGCAUGGUGCCUUCCAAAGCAGCGCUCGUGUAUAGUGUUUGUAUUGAUUUGCUUAUUAUUUGUAUGGCGCUCUACGCCUGGCCCUCUGCAAGGCUGAUACACUUUGAGCGGAUCAGGCAUUGGUCACUACUCGAACUUCUCAGUCAGUUUGUGAUUUUGGUAAAUGUCAGCGCGCUCUUAAACAUUAUGUGGACCAAUUGGAGUGAGUACAAGUGCAUUUUGGGUUUAUUAAACGAAUAUUCGUCGAUCGAGCGUUCGUAUUUCAUAAGACACACGAGCUUAAUGUACGAGUGUGCUGCCUAUGAGCAUUACAUCAUACUCAAAGGACUCGCAAUGUUGCUGAAGAAUCUCUCUUUCGUUUACGUGGCACUUGUGUUGUUUAAGGAUGUGACUUGGCCCAUUGUCGCGGUGCAUAUUAUGACUAUGUUGUUGGUGAAUAUUAUCUCGUUGGUUGUGAUGCAUUUCUACAUAUUCAUUUUAGUCACUUACCGUUAUAUUUGGAUAAUGAGAGAACGUCUCAAGUGCAUAGCCAACGAUUUAGGUCUACCACACAGUUCAAAUCUUCAGUCCAUUCGGUAUGAACUCAGUGAAAUUACCGUUAUUUAUAUGCGUUUACUGCGCUUUUGCGAACAGUUCGUUCGAAUUUACGGUAAACAAAUGCUGCUCUGCAUCUCCGGCGUCGCGGGCGUUAAUGUACUAACAUUGAUCCUGCUGCUCUUCGUUUGGCGUGAGGUUGUGCAUAAGCUGAACGUCGCCUACUCUUGGUAUGUGCUGGUGGUGAACACCUUGGAUUUCUGGUUGAUCAUAUCUGCCUGUGAAUUGGCACUGGGCACGGCGUUCGACUUUGUCGCACUGCAGCGAAGUUUUAGUAAUUAUGCGCCUUUGAGUGCGGCGUUGGAGAGAGAGCUGGAAAUGCUCGCUUUGGUCUGCGCAACCAGUACACCACAAUUUCGUUUGUGCGGUCUGCUAGACUUGGACUACUCUACCGGUUUGAAGGUUCUAAUGACCACAAUAUUGUAUGUUAUCUAUUUAGUGCAAAUGAAUUAUAAGAAUUUGUGA
This is a messenger RNA of Ceratitis capitata (Mediterranean fruit fly), 1167 nucleotides long. Its product is annotated as putative gustatory receptor 22a. Gene Ontology annotation, cellular component: membrane. Gene Ontology annotation, biological process: sensory perception of taste. NCBI's taxonomy places the organism in Eukaryota, Metazoa, Arthropoda, Insecta, Diptera, Tephritidae. The record is from RefSeq and is a predicted model, not a curated record. The coding region runs from base 1 to 1167 and encodes 388 amino acids. The transcript is spliced from 2 exons.